Messenger RNA from Cladophialophora psammophila CBS 110553, 4224 nucleotides. RefSeq lists its product as uncharacterized. The record is from RefSeq and is a predicted model, not a curated record. Bases 1 to 4224 code for a protein of 1407 amino acids. NCBI's taxonomy places the organism in Eukaryota, Fungi, Ascomycota, Eurotiomycetes, Chaetothyriales, Herpotrichiellaceae. The transcript is spliced from 5 exons. Gene Ontology annotation, biological process: nucleoside metabolic process. Gene Ontology annotation, molecular function: protein binding; catalytic activity.
AUGACAUCCCGGAUUGACCCGACCCAGUACACCGUCGGGUGGCUCGCUCCCAUGUCUUUGGAGCUCACCCCUGCGAUCGCGAUCCUGGAAGACCAUAAAGAAGUGUCGAUACCGGAUGAUAAAGCCAUCUAUCAUGUGGGGAAAAUAGGACCCCAUUUUGUUGUGAUGGCUGUUUCCUCAAUGAUUGGAACCGCUGCCGCCAGUUCGGUCGUUGAGAAUAUGUGCCGCUCAUUUCCAAGCAUCAAACAUAUUCUCGUGGUUGGCAUAGCAGGUGGGAUCCCCCACUAUGGUUUAGAUUUGCAGGAACAAAUUGUCUUGGGCGACGUGGUCGUUGGCGUGCCACUGAAUAAUGAUGGAGGGGUGAAGCAUUAUGAAUUCGGCGCCUGGGUGGAGAAGGGCAAACUGAGUGUUAGUGGACAUCUGCUCCAUCCAUCUUCAACUCUUUUGACUGCAGUCAACAAUCUCCGAAGCCGUCAUAUGCUAAAGGAAGGCACCCGAAUCCCCGAAUUUCUCCACGAUUUACGAGCAAACAUUGGGGACCAUGAAUUAUUGGAUUUCCAUGACCCCGGGGAGGAGCACGAUCUUCUCUUUGAUGAUGAUUACUCUCAUACAUACCGGGCUGUCUCCUGUGAAGUACUGUGCGAUAUAGAGCGGUCAAGGCAACGGAAGGAUCGAGGCAGCAAAGCGGCACGAAAAGAAGAUACACCACUUAUCCAUUAUGGCACAAUCGGCUCGGCUAAUACGCUGGUGAUCUCAAGUGAAAAACGCAACAGCCUAUACCAAGAUUACGGGAUGAUUUGCUUUGAAAUGGAAUCAGCCGGUGUAUUGAGCCACUACCAAGGUCUCGUGAUCCGAGGAAUCAGCGACUAUGCAGAUUCCCACAAGAACAAGAACUGGCAGAAAUACGCUGCUGCCACGGCGGCUGCGUGCGCCAAAGAGAUCUUGCUCCUCGUUCCUGCAAUCCAUGCCAAUCAAAGGAGCAGUGGUUCCCGAAACGUCAAUGCUGGCUCCGGACUUCAAAAUAACACCAUUGGCUCUGGCGACCAGUACAACGCCGACACCCGGUACUUUCAGCAUACCCGCCACCACUUGGACAGGGAAAUUCUGUCUGUCAUACCAGCAGGUGAUAAAUAUCGAAUUCCGGUUGAACUCCCGUAUCACAGGAACCGGUAUUUCAAAGGAAGAGAGGAACCACUUCAACAAGUUUCGAGGCUGUUUUGGGCCAAAGGGCCUACGGGACACCGUCUGGAUCGUCAACAAAUAGCGCUCUCGGGUUCUUCAGGGACUGGAAAAUCACAAAUUGCACUGGAAUAUGCGUACAGAUACACCGAGGAGUAUUCAGCAAUUUUUUGGAUCAACACCAAAAAUGAAAACCCUUCGACCAAAACUUAUCGGCGUAUUGCUCGGUCACUCGGCCUCGAGGUGCUUAAUAUUACAUGCAAAGACAGCCUGCUGAAGGCUGUGGAUGAAUCAUCGUGUGCUCAGUGUCUCAGGAAUUGGUUGGGUCAAGAGUGUAAUAACAGAUGGUUGCUUGUGUUGGACAAUUAUGAUGACCCAGCAAGUUGCGAUCUCGAGAAGCUUUUGCCAACUCAAGAUUUUGGUCAUGUGCUUAUUACAAGCUGCAGUCCAAAUUCCUACCCCGGCUGCAAUAGAAUCGAAGUCCCGACAGGCAUCAAACAGCACGACGCGGUGGAUCUGUUAGUCCGAAUACUGGGGAAGGACAUUGGGCCAAAUGAAAAUGAGGAUGCAGUGAAUUUAGUUGAGGCAGUUGGCCGACAUCCAUUCGCCGUCACUCUUAUUGGAGCAUUCUUGUGCAAGGCUCCAAUGCCACUUAAUAUAUAUGCACAAGACCUGGAGAAUCUCGACGAAUCACUGAAGCCACUCCAAACUGUCUGGCAGAUGUCAAUCCAGAAACUCACUGCUUAUGCAAAACAUUUAUUUUGGCUAAUUUCGUUAAUGGGCAAUGAAGAUAUCCCAAAGGAAUUUCUGUUGGGAGGAAAGGGCAUUAUAGCCUGGAUGACCUCCGACCGAGCCAUAUAUAAGGCUCUUGGAGAACUUACUUCCCUCUCUCUUGUCGGUCAGAAGCAGGAUGACAGUUUGUACGUGCACCAGCUUCUUCAUGAAUGGGCUCGUAAUCACACAGAGAAUGCAAAACUCGAAAAUUCUAGGUUGGUGAUAGAUAUCAUCAGGUCUACGUUCGCUUUUGGUGACAGGAGGAGUGCUGACAAGUGUGCCUACGAGCGUCGGAUCUUGCCGCAUAUCAACAGAUGUUUGGAACUUUUCAAUUCGCAGCUAUCUUCCGGUAAUAGUCACUUGGAUUAUUGGAAUCAGAAGGCCGCCUAUGAUCUCGCCAGAGUGUACACAGAUCUUGGUUACGUGCAGAAGUCCAGUCUCCUCUACGAACGGAGUCUCAUGGGUAUAGGUGACCCUGACCAUCCCCUAGUUUUGGAGAUGAUGGAUUCUUUCGGAGUGAAUCUGAGAUUGCAAGGUAAAUACGACGAGGCGCUGAGCUGGUGCCGGCGAGCGCAGGAUGGUAUUGAGUCCCAACAUGGUAAGGAAAGCUUUGAGGCACUUACCGUGGCAUACAAUGUCGCUUUUAUAUACAAAGAACAGGGCAAGUACACUGAGGCUAUUGCGCAAUAUAAGGAGGUUUUGAGGCAGCAAGAGCCCUCCUCAGCUCUCGAGACACAGCAUCAACUCGCCUGUGUCCUUAGAGACUCAGGAGAGUAUCCAGAAGCUCUAGUACAACUGGAGCAGGUGUACAAGGACAGAAAGAAGAGUCUAGGGGAAGAUCACCCGAACACACUUGACACACUUCACGCCAUUGCUACGGUUCUCGAAAAGCAAGGCAAAUAUAAGGAGGCUCUGGAACACCAUGCCUUAGUUUUGAAAGAGCAGAAGAAGUCUCUAGGCGUAGGUCAUUAUUCAACACUUGACACCAUGGACAGCAUUGCUAGCAUACAGGAAAGACUGGGACAAUAUGAUAAUGCUUUGGCAUCAUACCGGGAAGUGCUGAAAGGUCUCGAAGAUAUUUUUGGAGAAGGACAAGAUCAUCCUUGGAUUGCCAGCGAAUACUCGGGCAUAGCAGACAUUUUACUGCGCCAGGCCAAAUACGAUGAGGCUGAAACAACAUACAAGACGGCGCAUUCCUCCUUCAAGAGACUGGAUAUGGGAGUACGUGGGGAGUUUCCAACCGCCACCAAUAUAGCGAGAGUGCUGCGCGACAAAGGGCAGUAUCAGGACGCAGUGAAAUGGUGUGAGAUUGCGCGGAAAGGGCUCCAAAAGCUAGGCGAAAAUGACGAACAUAUGCUGGCUGCGAGGGUCUGCACCGCCCAUAUAGCUGAGCUUCGAGGAAUGUAUGGUGAAGCACUUGGAAUGAGCCAGCAGUUGGUUGAGGCUUACGGGAAGAAGUACGGCGAGAAUCAUGCCGAAACUCUCAAAACGAGAUGCAGACUUGGCAGUGUUCUCAAUUGUCAAGGGCAAUAUCAGGAAGCUUUGGAGCAGUUUGAGCAAGCAGUAUCAGGGCUCACGGCGGCAAUUGGGGCAGAUCAUCAUCAAACGCUGGUGGCUGUUCAGGGACGAGCCGAUGUCCUCCAGCAACUCGGCGACUAUGAUCAAGUUUUGGAAUUGUGUGAGCACAUCCAGAAAACUCUGGGGGUCAUCCUUGGCGAGAAGCAUCCGCAAACAUUAAUGGCCGUUUACCGGUAUGGCAGUGCCUGUGUUAGCAAAGGAGAAAAUGCAACAGGGCUGGGGGCUAUCCAGAGGGCGAUGGACGGGUGGAAAACCGUCUUUGGGGAAACCCACCCUUAUAUAUGUAUGUGCUUGGAGGACAUCGGCAACGCGUACAAGGGUCUCGGGGAAUCUGAUCGGGCAAUCAACUCUUACAAGAAAGCGAUAGAUGGAUACCAUCUGAAGCUUAGCGACGACCAUCCCUGGACAUACAGAGCGCAGGCGAGGUUAGCUGGUGUGUUGGGUGCAAGUGGUCCGGGCCACCAUGAGGAAGCGAAGCGUCUUUACUCCACUGCGAUCCUUGGACUGGAGACAACACUCGGAAGUGCGCACCCUUGGACCCUUGCAGCAACGGAUGACAAGAAGGAAGUGUUCCCCCAAAGCAAAGUCUCAAACUGGAUACAGAUAUUCCAGGUGUUUCUUGCCUUAGGGCUCUUUGGCCUGUGGGUUCUUCGGCCUGUGGAUCUAUGGAGCUUUUUGGAGUUGAUGUUGUGA